Messenger RNA from Peniophora sp. CBMAI 1063, 273 nucleotides. NCBI's taxonomy places the organism in Eukaryota, Fungi, Basidiomycota, Agaricomycetes, Russulales, Peniophoraceae. The record is from the annotation of a GenBank genome assembly.
AUGCAACUCCGCGAGAAAUGUGCCGUGCUGCAACAACAUACUCCUGGCGGCACAGCGCAUAUCCCGCUCCUUUCCGUGGACCACGGACUUCAUGGAGACGCGUACAACGAUUCAACUCCAACGCUUCUCGACCGAUCAAGCUCGCUCCUGUACAGCGUUGAUGCCUGCUCAGACUUCAUUUCUUCGAAGUCAAGGCUCUUGGUAUAUAACGGACCGUCCCCUUCGCUUUUCGGAAUACCCAGCAUCGCUUCUCCCUUCCUGUUCUCGACCUAG